UGCAUAUUGGACUGGAAACUUGUGGCAGUUGUGGCUUCCCAUGUAGAUUUUAAUAUUUUAUGAAUCGUGGACUACCUUGUGCUGCCCAGCUGGCCUGCAAUCAGCUUGCAAUAGUACGAUCUCGAUAAGCUUUUGAGACUGGCUCGAGUGCAAGUGAUAAUUCUGAUGCCAAGAAUCUUUCCCUCAUGUGAUGAGCAGCGCAUGUGAGGAUUCGUGUCCUUGGACGAACUAUUUGUCGGAGGCGAUCAAUAAAUGCGUGCUCAACCUGUUAUCACUGCUGUCGACGACAUUCGGUCUAACCUUCAAUUUCAGCGACAUCGUCAUCCUCGAUGACGAGACGUCGUCGAGGCUCCGCGAGUUCCUCCACGAACUGAUAGCGUUGCUGUCAUUCGACGAUUUUCAGCUGCAGCUGCUCAAAGUCUUCCUGUUGACGUUCUUAAGCAGCGUGGCGUUGAUCUUCGUCGCCUGGCACAUUUACGGUUCCAGAAUCACGGAGCAAUUCAUGAAGACAGGCGCUGCCGAAGAUUGUAAUUCGUCAACUGAGUAAUAUAUUAGAUUAAAUAUCUAUUUGACUGCUAUUGGGCAACGACAUUAACAAAUAUGGCUGAUAAAAUCAAGUCUUUUUUUCAAAAGAAGAAAACAAACGCAAAGUUUGUGAAAGCAGGAAAGGGACACAAGUAAUUGCAAUAAUAUAAAUUGUUGAUAU
Wasmannia auropunctata (little fire ant) is the source of this 706-nucleotide messenger RNA. RefSeq lists its product as uncharacterized. The record is from RefSeq and is a predicted model, not a curated record. The coding region runs from base 191 to 547 and encodes 118 amino acids. NCBI's taxonomy places the organism in Eukaryota, Metazoa, Arthropoda, Insecta, Hymenoptera, Formicidae. The transcript is spliced from 2 exons.